Dioszegia hungarica is the source of this 1020-nucleotide messenger RNA. RefSeq names its product NADP-dependent oxidoreductase domain-containing protein. NCBI's taxonomy places the organism in Eukaryota, Fungi, Basidiomycota, Tremellomycetes, Tremellales, Bulleribasidiaceae. The transcript is spliced from 7 exons. The record is from RefSeq and is a predicted model, not a curated record. Bases 1 to 1020 code for a protein of 339 amino acids.
AUGGAAUACGUCAAUCUCGGCGGAUCCGGCCUCAAGGUCUCCAAGAUCAUCCUGGGCUGCAUGACCUACGGAUCGUCGUAUAAAUGGAUGGUCAGCGAUGAGCAGGAAGCCAUAAAGCACAUUAAAUAUGCCUACGAUCAGGGCAUCAACACCUUCGAUACGGCUAAUGUGUACUCUGCGGGUGAAUCAGAGGUCCUUCUAGGCAAGAUGCUCAAGCAGCACAACGUUCCCAGGGAAAGCGUGGUCAUCAUGACCAAGACUUAUGCGCCGGGCGACAAGCCGGACAAGUGGGGUCCAGCAGGAAUCAACAACCAACUUGGUCUGAGCCGGAAGCACAUUCUCGCCUCUGUCAAGGACUCGCUCGAGCGGCUCCAGCUCGACUAUAUCGACGUUCUCCAAUGUCAUAGGUUCGACAAGGAUACGCCCAUCGAAGAGACCAUGCACGCCCUUCAUGACGUCGUCAGAUCAGGCCAGGUCCGAUACGUCGGAAUGAGCAGUUGCUUUGCCUGGCAGUUCCAGCUCAUGCAGCAAUAUGCCAUUCAUAACAAGCUCACGCCUUUCAUCUCGAUGCAGAACCAGUACAACGCCCUCUUCAGGGAAGAAGAACGGGAGAUGAUGCCUACCAUCGAGCACUUUGGCGUGGGAUGUAUCCCUUGGGGUCCGCUAUCCGGCGGGACUCUCGCCCGGCCCGCCGCCAAGUUCUCCGACUCUGAGCGCUCUGACAAGUACCACGCCUACAACAAGGGCCCGUCCGACGAUGAAAUCAUCGCUGCCGUCGAGAAGAUCGCCAAGGCAAAAGGCAUCCCAAUGGUCCAUGUCGCCCUGGCCUGGGUCCUGUCCAAGCCCUACGUGACGGCUCCGAUCGUGGGCGUCAAGUCGAUCGAGAGGAUGGACGAGAUCAUUGCGGCGCUGAAGGUCAGGUUGACCGACGAGGAGAUCAAGGCCAUCGAGGCGGAGUACAAGGAUCAGCCGAUCAAGGGGCACUCGGGACUGCAGGAUGGGGUGAAUGCGGAGAACUAG